UUUGUUAUAAUUUUCAGUUUUAAGCAGCCAAAUAUCAGCUUGUCUAUUUUCUGGGAAAAUUUUGCGCGCGAGAAACCCUAAUUCAUUCGAUUCUUUGUUGGAUUCGAAUUUCGGUUCUUGGAAGAUUAGGGAGCAAUGACUAUCGAAGCCCUAGGGCAGGUGAACGUUACUGAAUCCCCCACUGCGGGAUCCAGAAGUGUCGAUUGCUUCGAGAAAUUGGAGCAAAUUGGCGAGGGCACAUAUGGUCAGGUUUACAUGGCUAAAGAGAUCGAAACUGGUGAAGUUGUUGCUCUCAAGAAAAUACGAAUGGACAAUGAGAGAGAAGGGUUUCCUAUAACUGCUAUACGAGAAAUCAAGAUUCUAAAGAAACUACACCAUGAAAAUGUGAUCAAGCUGAAAGAAAUUGUGACUUCUGAUGGUCCCGAGAAAGAUGAACAAGGGAGACCUGAUGGUAACAAAUAUAAAGGUGGCAUCUAUAUGGUCUUUGAAUACAUGGAUCAUGAUUUAACAGGUCUUGCUGACCGACCUGGGAUGAGAUUUACAGUUCCUCAAAUUAAGUGUUACAUGAGACAGCUUUUGACGGGGCUUCACUAUUGUCAUGUUAAUCAAGUACUUCAUCGUGAUAUCAAAGGCUCAAAUCUUCUUAUAGACAAUGAAGGAAAUGUUAAGCUUGCAGAUUUUGGACUGGCACGAUCAUUUUCUAAUGACCAAAAUGCAAAUCUUACUAAUCGUGUCAUUACAUUAUGGUACAGACCACCUGAGUUGCUGCUAGGGACAACAAAGUAUGGGCCAGCUGUAGAUAUGUGGUCUGUUGGGUGCAUUUUUGCUGAGCUUCUUCAAGGGAAGCCGAUCUUUCCUGGAAAAGAUGAGCCAGAACAAUUAAAUAAAAUAUAUGAGCUGUGUGGAGCACCAGAUGAGGUCAAUUGGCCUGGAGUUUCUAAGAUACCUUAUUAUAAUAAAUUUAAGCCAACAAGGCAGAUGAAAAGACGUUUGAGGGAAGUUUUUAGGCAUUUUGAUCGUCAUGCUCUAGAGUUGUUGGAGAAGAUGUUAACACUUGAUCCGGCUCAGAGAAUUACUGCAAAAGAUGCACUUGAUGCCGAAUACUUCUGGACAGAUCCAUUACCAUGUGAUCCCAAGAGUUUACCCAAAUACGAGUCAUCACAUGAGUUUCAGACAAAGAAAAAACGUCAACAAAGGCAAAAUGAAGAAAUGGCUAAACGUCAGAAAAUGCAGCACCCUCGUCUUCCUCCCAUUCAACAGCCUGGGCAACAUGCCCAAAUGCGAUCCGGACCAAAUCAAACAAUUCACUCUCAACCCCAAGUUGCUGCAGGACCUACUCAUCAUUAUGGAAAGCCUCGAGGUCCAUCAGGUGGACCAGGAAGAUAUCCCCCAAGUGGGAACCCAGGUGGAGGAUAUAAUCAUCCAAAUAGAGGAGGUCAAGGUGGUGGUGGUUAUGGCAGUGGACCUUAUCCUCCUCAAGGACGCGGUGCACCUUAUGGGUCCAAUAAUAUGUCUGGUGGUGGUCCUCGUGGCAGUGGCAGCAGUGGUGGCGGCUAUGGAGUUGGAGCUCCAAAUUAUCCCCAACAAGGUGGCCCGUAUGGGGGUUCAACGGCUGGUCGUGGCUCAAACAUGAUGGGUGGAAACCGCAAUCAACAACAGUAUGGAUGGCAACAGUAAAUUUACUGUCUUAUAAUGAUUAUUAGUACUAUGCUUUGGUGAUAACUUAUAAAUUUGAGAAAAAUUAGAUUAUUAAUGAUAAGUUACUGAGAAAAAGAUAUGAUAUACGCAUUUUUACUAUUCUGAAAUAUUAUUCUCAUUACUUGAAGUAUGUGGUAGCAUUUGUGAUGCAUACAUGCAGUAAGAGUUGUCAAUAUUCUGGUAUAUCUUUUUCAUCACUACUUGGUAAUCUUUGUGAUGUAUACAUAAUACAUGUAUUUUAAGAGUUGUCUUUAA
This is a messenger RNA of Cajanus cajan (pigeon pea), 1953 nucleotides long. Its product is annotated as cyclin-dependent kinase C-2. Gene Ontology annotation, molecular function: RNA polymerase II CTD heptapeptide repeat kinase activity; ATP binding. Gene Ontology annotation, cellular component: nucleus; cyclin-dependent protein kinase holoenzyme complex. The record is from RefSeq and is a predicted model, not a curated record. NCBI's taxonomy places the organism in Eukaryota, Viridiplantae, Streptophyta, Magnoliopsida, Fabales, Fabaceae. Gene Ontology annotation, biological process: positive regulation of transcription elongation by RNA polymerase II; protein phosphorylation.